CAGACUGCCACUUUGAGAAUGGAGAUGACCAUGUGUUUUCCUCUGUUGCUGCUGAUCUGCUCUCUCUCUACGGCUCAGCUUCAGUCUGACAAUGAAAUUGUUCCACAUCAUGCUGAAUCCCAGGGAGGAGAACCAACAAAUGUGUCUGAGCACCAACAGACCUGUCCUCAAGACAUCCACGCUGUGCUGAGAGAGAUGAGCGCCUCUUUGGCUGAACAGAGGGUGGAGAUGAGGCACCUUCAGAGAGAGAAUGAAGCACAGGCAGCUCAGCUGAGAGAACUGGAGUUACAGAAGACUGAGAUGGACAUGUUGAAGCUACAGCAACAAGCACAAACCGCUAAGCUGGAGUUACAGAAGACUGAACUGGAGAAGCAGAAGACUGAGGGGGACAAGUUAAAGCAACAACUUCAAGUACAAGCAGCAGAGCCGAUCACUGUGAAAGCCAGGUCAAAUCUCACAGAAAACCAGGUGGAGGCUCUGAAGAGAGACGGAGAAGUCAAACAGGUGGCUAUCUCAGCCUCUCUGUUGGCUUCAGGCUCAGGAACAAUCGGACCAUUUAACACUGAAUCUAAUCUGGUCUUCAGAUACGUCUUCUCAAACAUUGGGAAUGCCUACAACCCAAACACAGGUUUUUUCAUUGCACCAGUGAGAGGAGCCUACCACUUUGAGUUCUACGUAAACGGUCCCGGUCAUCCGACACUUCCUUCAGGUGCUGUGUUGUUCAAGAACGGAGAGAGAUUUUGUUGA
Messenger RNA from Trematomus bernacchii (emerald rockcod), 747 nucleotides. RefSeq lists its product as uncharacterized. The transcript is spliced from 7 exons. Gene Ontology annotation, molecular function: protein binding. Lineage: Eukaryota; Metazoa; Chordata; Actinopteri; Perciformes; Nototheniidae. The record is from RefSeq and is a predicted model, not a curated record. The coding region runs from base 19 to 747 and encodes 242 amino acids.